ACAGGGAGGAGCUCAACACGUCAGUUUCCCACUUCCCGCGGAGCGAGCCUGAGCCUAUAAAAAGUCUUGCGCCUGGCUUCUCAGUUGCUCCGGAGUUCCCACGCCAUCCACUACUAGUUGGAGACAUGGACAUGUCGGAAGAAGUACCUGGCCAAUCUAAGAUUGAAGAAGAUGAUUGGUGGAUUGCAGAUGAAUGUCAUGGAGGGAUGUCCGGUCAGCUGCUGUCUGGAGAACUGAAGGAUCUCAAGCCAGAACAUGCUUUGGCAUCGACUCAGGCAUUACUGUGCAGCUGUAAUGUGCCAGGCAGCCUGCCACGGGAGGGCUGCAUCAUUAUUGUGGACUCAGACAGCGAAGAAGAAUUGGAGCCCUUUGUGACCAAAAAGAAGCAGCAGAAACAGAACAUUAGCUGUGUGGUGAUUGACUCAGACUCUGAGGAUGAGUACUUCCGUGAGAACGUCAGAGCUCAGGCAUAUGAAAUAAGCAGUGAAGAUGAGGUUCUAUAUGUGUCUUCUAACAUUGGGAAGCCUGCCAUCGAUGAGCCUCCAAUAGUUAUUUCUGAUGAUGAUAGUGAUUUUGAGGGCCCCGUGAUGAUCAUAGAUGACGAUUUGUGUGGUCAGGGCCAAAGCUCCUCAAAUGAAAAAGAGAUGGAGGCCUUUGAUGUCUGCCAGCACAAUUCAUCUGCUGGUGUUGCUGAGCUGGGCAGUGGUGAAAAUCUCUGCCCACCGCCAGGUGUUGCUGAGACUGAGGUGGAGAUUCCAAAUGAAGAGCCGGCACCUGUGGUGGAGCAACCAAGGAAAAGGAAGAGCAAAACCAAAAAUAUAUGUGUGGUGCCCGCUGUUACAGCACCAAAAACACGUGGGCCUUCAAAGAGGUUUGCUUCUAAGAGGAAGCCCCAUGCGGCAAAAUGUGACAAAAGCCACACUGGGCAUUCCGUGUGCGAAAUACCUGGAUGUUUCUUGCAUGACGUGGAAAAGGCAAAGCAGUAUUCUGGAAGGAAGUUCAAGAAAAAUAAGGACAGCCUGGUUCAGGAAAUGUACAGUCUGUUUAACAGAUCUGUCUUUGACAAAAAGCUGCCAGAGAAAAUCGAUAUCGGCUGGAAUAAGAAGAUGCUGAGAACUGCUGGCUUGUGCACCACUGGCGAGACACAGUACCCGAAGAAGGAGCGUUACGCGAAGAUCCAGAUUUCUCUGAAAGUCUGCGACUCCGCAGACCGCCUUCGGGAUACUUUGAUCCAUGAAAUCUGCCACGCGGCCUCCUGGCUGAUUGAUGGUGUUCGUGAUUCUCAUGGCGACUCAUGGAAGUUUUAUGCCAAAAAAUCGAACCUGGUGCAUCCAGAGCUGCCCCUGGUCACCCGUUGCCAUAACUACAAGAUUAACUACAAGAUUCAUUAUGAAUGCACUCAGUGCAAAGCCAGAGUCGGCCGCUACACCAAAUCAUUGAACACCGACCGCUUUAUCUGUGCCAAGUGCAAGGGGACUCUGGUCAUGCUGCCGCUAACUCGUAAGGAUGGGACCCCCAUUGCGCCCCAUGUGAGACCAUUUGCCAAGUAUGUGCAGGAGAAUUAUAGAUUGGUUAAGCAGUCAGCGGAAGGACUAAGCCAUGGUGAUGUGAUGAGACAGCUCAGCAAGGAUUAUGCCCUUAAGCACAAGCGAAAUCCUUAAGGUUAUCUGAGAGUAUACUUGUGCGAGCUGAGUCCUCCACUGCUAAGAAGUUUUAGAAAACAUUUGUUUCUGCAAUGAAUACUAGGAUUUAAGUGCGUUUUUAUAGCUUCAUACUGUAGUGAUGAUUGUUCUUAACUAAGGAUUCUGUUGGUAACCAUUCUGUGCCUUUGACAGUACUCAGAAGCCCUUUGGGUCCACCUUGGGUGUUACUUAGACUCCAUAGUUCAAAAUACAGUAAGAGACGCACAGAGUUUUAAGAUUAAGACAUAGAACAAGAUAUAAUAAGAGAAACCCAUAGUGUUAAGACGUAGAAUAAGAUAUAGUAAGAAAAACCCAUAGUGUUAAGACCAUAGUUUUAAGAUUAAGAUGUAGAGGGGCGCCUGGGUGACUCAGUCGGUUGAGCAUCUGACUUCGGCUCAGGUCAUGAUCUCACGGUUUGUGAGUUUGAGGCCUGUGUCAGGCUCUGUGCUGACAGCUCAAAGCCUGGAGCCUGCUUCGGAUUCUGUGUCUCCCUCUCUCUUUAUCCCUCACCUGCUUGCAUGCUCUGUCUCUUUCUCAAAAAUAAAUACAUUAAAAAAUAUUUUAAAAAAGAUUGAGAUGUAGAAUAAGAUACACUAAGAGAAACCCAUAGUGUUAAGACCAUAGUUUUAAGAUUAAGAUGUAGAACACAUACAGUAAGAGAAACAUAGUUUUAAGAUGUAGAACAAAAUGCAAUAAGAGAAAUGCUUGUUCAAGAGUGGCAGGUUGAGAAAAGGAGAAUGGCGCUGGGAAGUGAACCAGAUUCAAAGGUGGCCCUCCAAAACCCGGGCUGCUGGCAGGUGGAACCUGUUAUACCUACUUAGAAAUAAGAGACAAACAUGUCUCAUGAAUUGAGUUGUUCUUGAUGUUGAAUAAAGCCAUGUAAGCCAGUGUAGCUGUUCAUAAGAUUAGAAAAAUAAAUAAACUGUUUUCUGCAAUUCA
Panthera uncia (snow leopard) is the source of this 2621-nucleotide messenger RNA. RefSeq names its product germ cell nuclear acidic peptidase (gene GCNA). Gene Ontology annotation, cellular component: nucleus. Bases 126 to 1661 code for a protein of 511 amino acids. The record is from RefSeq and is a predicted model, not a curated record. The transcript has 12 exons. Lineage: Eukaryota; Metazoa; Chordata; Mammalia; Carnivora; Felidae.